Messenger RNA from Dermacentor andersoni, 7377 nucleotides. It is a transcript of the gene Tmhs, whose product is annotated as Tetraspan membrane protein in hair cell stereocilia. Lineage: Eukaryota; Metazoa; Arthropoda; Arachnida; Ixodida; Ixodidae. Gene Ontology annotation, cellular component: plasma membrane. Gene Ontology annotation, biological process: sensory perception of sound. The record is from RefSeq and is a predicted model, not a curated record.
CUCGACUCCUUCUUGUAAGCUGCGUUGUGCCCAUGUUGUUCGAAGGCUGGUUGAUGUUUAAAGUGAUUAUCACUUAAAGCGGCAAUUAUUUAAGCGCUUUUCAGAUGAGGCACACAAUUCGCGAGUUUAUCGUUCCGAGCCUAUAGUACUGCAUUGCGCGACUUCACAGCAGCUCAGUUUUCUCUUCGGCGUGGCUUCGUAUAAGUGAACUCCUGUUCCUCACCAUCUCUCGUGAAUAGAGAGAUUCAGCAUUUUAUAAGGAGCUGACCCAACACACACGCCUAUGUCGACCAAAUUCCGCCAUUACUGUCGAUGUCUGUGGCGCGAACGUUAAGAAAGGAAAAAAAAAAAAGAAACGGACAGACUUUCCUGUCUUAAGCUUUGCGCCAGAAACAUCCACAGCUAUGCACCAAGUAGCCCAACGUCGUACACUUUGCCGUCAGUACCCUGCGAGAUUCACCCGACCUACACAGAACUUACUGCUUCACUCAGAUGAUCAGCUUUACGUGGGGAGUGAAUACAUAGAGAAGGCCCAUGUCGUAAGCAAAUCUUGUAACCGAUAUAUAACAGAUAGUAUCCUUAAUAAUUUACUGUAGUUAAUACAGAACGCUUGCCCAAUCCAACCAGUAGCCUGUUUUCUCGGCACUUUAUUGCUUCCGAAGUCAGCCCGUAGACAGUGAAGAUGUCGACUCCUGGCGAAGCCGCUGUACCCUCGCGAGAGGCGACAUCAAUGUACGCGCCAUCAACACGCUUCCCUUUCCGACAGGAAACGAUUAAAACCUCUUUACAAGCGUCAACAGCCAUUUACGUGGUAAUGUGCUGCCUGCAUGUUUGCCACACGCCGUGGGCUGCAUGCCGCACGCUGCACAUCUUCCACCGCGAGAUUAGCCACGUCUCAUCAACGCUUCAGCUUCCGGGAUUCGCCGCCGGCCCACCGUUCGAUGCUGCACGGAAGGGUCAAGGGCCUCGCGUGUAAUUCGCGUGGGGGGCAUUCUCCGAAGCAGCGUUUUCUUUCCGCGUUUCCUUCCGCCGGUACCGAAAGCCGCUUACACGGUAGCGGCACCGGCCGCAACGCAGGACGGAUAUAGCCUCUUGCGUCAGCGGCCAGAACUGCCCGCAUCGGCGCGGACGGACGUUCGACAUACCGGUCGCAUCAAAGGCAGCCACCGCUCGCGCUCCUCCGCGGCAGGAGGUAACCCGCCUCCCCAUCGGCGUUCCUGGCCGGCCGUGGAAUGCCAGGCUGCUUCUAGCGACGGUGGAGCCGAAUGCGUGCUGCGUAGUGCCGAGUGGCUUCGCGUACUGUGGAGAGGGGGCCCUUUCAUACUGCAACCUCCUUGGUCCGGCAGGGCCCAACAAAAGCGUGAGCAACGGCGGCAGCGACGCAGCCGUGGACGAAGCGAAGGGUAACUGGCCAAACCAGUCCUCCUGGCAUGGGGGAGGCUACCUGGCCAGCCGGCAAAGCCGCCAUAUUGAGGGGGAAGUCACCUCCUCGCUCAUGGUGGCGGCACGCGCCCUCUCUUCCUUCGUUGUGCCGCUCGCAGCGUAGUGGCGGCGGCUGUGGCGUUUAAUCCCGAGUGUGAGUUCACGGCGGUGUGGUGGCGCGUCUCGGUUCCCCUCCAGCUGUCUCUGUCCUUCGCCCGUUCCGCGCCAGCGUGCCAUCGCAGCCGUCGCGUUCUUCGGCGGCGACGAAGGUUCAACUGCGCCGUGCGCGAACGACCGAGCUUCGACUUGCAAUCAGGACCUUGCCGCCGAGUGGGCAAGCAUUCCGCCGUCGUUUGGGAUUGUGUGCGAUGAGGCAGCGGCGGUGAGGAAGGAAGAAGACGACGACGCCGUCCCGCGAUUUUGCGGUGAGCCCCCGGCGCGAGCGGCGGCGACGUGAAGGACGGUCGUGUGCGGUGAGCAGAGAGCGGUCAAGACGGCGGCGCUUAAGCCUAAAGCGAUCGAAGCGGGCGCGAUCAUGGAGCCCAAGUACGAGUACGCGAGCGAACUAAACCUCUACCAGGCCAACUACAUGCGCAACUCGAAGGCCAUCGGCGUGCUGUGGGCCGUGUUCACCAUCUGCUUCGCCAUCAUCAACGUGGUGGUGUUCAUCCAGCCGCACUGGCUCGGCGACACCAAGGAGUCGCGCGGCACGGGCCACUUCGGCCUGUGGCAGUACUGCCACCUGAUCCAGGACGGCCAAGACGUAACGUGCCAGGGCCGACUAGACGACUUCAGCUCGAUCCCGUCGGCGGCGUUCCGCGCGGCCACGGUGUUCGUCGGAUUAUCGGUUGUCAUGGUGUUGUUGUGCAUCUGCUGCAUGCUGCUGUUCUUCGUGUUCCACUCGUCCACUGUUUUCCACAUCUGUGGCUGGAUGCAGGUCUUCUGCGCUGUGUGCAUGGUGAUCGGCGUGCUGACGUUCCCGGCCGGCUGGGACGUGUCCGUGGUGCGCGACGUGUGCGGGCCCGAGGCCGGCGACUACGACCCGGGCCAGUGCGGCAUCCGCUGGGCCUACAUCCUCGCCGUCAUCGGCGUCGCCGACUGCGUCGUCCUGGCGGCGCUCGCCUUCGUGCUGGGCACGCGAUACGUCAAGCUGCUGCCCGACCAGUACAUCUCCAACGGAUCCGUCUACAAGGGAGAGGUGAACAGCGCCUUCAUGGCGGACAACCAGUCGACGGCGUCGCGCAAGUCCAUGAACCUGCAGCCCGUGAUGCUGAUGCCGCAGCCCGGUGGAGGACUGGCACCGCCGCAACACGACGCAGACAGGUUCUCCGAGUACUCGCACCGGACGACGCGCUCCAAGGGCGGCCAAGCCGCCGCUCCAAACUAUCGCUCCGAGUACUCCACGUCCAUGCACAACUUCCAGCUGUGAGGAGCGUGUGCUUGCCGAAGACGCGCGUCACGCCCACGUCGGUGACGGCGAAGUGUAACUGGCGGGCAGCAAGUGGGAAUCCACUGAGCUUGAAGAGGAGGAACUAGGCGGCACAAGAACUACUGUAUAAGUGAAUAACGGCGGUUUGCGGUAACCGCUGGUAAGGAUGCCUGUUUAACAACGGUAUUAUUCGGGGCCUUCCUGCACGAGGCAACGCCAUCACCAGGAGUAACAUGUUCUAGCAGUAAGCCGUCAGGUGAUACGCACCGACUGCCUUGCAAAUGUGCUGUGCGCUUCUGUUCAGCAACCGAUUUGCGCUUUGAUGCCUUCUGCUUCUGUCGACACUUCUCGGACCCGUCAAAACGAGAUCGCCGAGUAAAAAAUAAAAGUAAAACAAAACCUUUCUGCGGCCCCAAUCUGUUAAGCAGCAGAAGACGGCUCUGUCCUUGUGGCAGCGUGACGACAGUAGCUUCGGCGUCGACAUGCUCAUCGGCAGAAGCGAAGGAAUCACUGCGCCAUGUGUGCUGUCAGGCUGCGAGCCUCCUUCGUCAUGCUUGGCUAUUUCUUACCGGUUACCCGGGAGCCGCGUCGCUGACUCAGCAAAAGAGAAGGCCCAAUCCUGGUGGCAGGAUGGCAGCCGCAGCUUCGUCAUCGACGUGCGCAUCGAUAGCGGCGGAAAGAGAAAUGCUGUGUCGUGCGUCGAAUCAUGCCGCGACCCUCUUUCGACAUGCUUUGCCAUCUCGCAGAAGUCGCUGACUCAGCGAAAAGACGGCCCUGUCCUGAAACCAGCGUGACGACAGCAGCUUCGGCGAUGACUUGUGCAUGGGGCCGCAGCGGCGAAAGAAUCGCUGCGUCAUGCGUGGUGUUAGACGGCGAGUCUCCUUUGGUGUGCUUGGCGAUUCCUCGCCGUUCGACCGCAAGCCCCUUCACUGACUCAGCACUAUGCACGAUUGUGGUUCCGCUUAUGUCUUGAUUCCUUCCUCGCCCCAAGUGUGUGUUGAUUGUUGUGUGGGAGAAACUGCAGACCGCGAGUUUCCACGUGCGCGUUGUCUGGCCACCCUGCCUCAGAACUGAAAGAAAAUGAGGUCUGGUAGUAGGAACUCGUACUGACUGCCCAUUCGCCCGGCAUAUUUGUGUUUUCUCGGUUUUUCAGCGCUGCAGAGUAACAUGGAGAAUGAAUUUUAGAACACAAGCAAGAGGAGCGGCGCUCGCUCGCAAUCCACUAACCGUUGGAUUGGCCCGUGGCGACGGAAGCCGCUGGCAGCAAUGAUAUUGUGGAAGUAACGGCCUGAGAUGUACUUUUAUAAAGCGUUCAACUAGGCGUUUUGAGAAAAAAAAAUACGCAAGCUAUAAAGAAAGAGCAAGAACUCGGACAAUGUUGAGUUGUGUAUGCGUUGACUGCUAUACUACUGGAAGUAGAAGAGCGACGGAAAAUUAGGCGAAGUUGCGUUGUUAUGGAAUCCAUAGGUCUCGGUAAAGGCUGCGAACUUAUAAAGCCGAAUGUGAACAUGUUUGAUUUUAGAGCCGUGAUUCGCUGUACAUAAAAGCGAAAAACAAGACUGACCGUUAACCUGAGUCUGUUCGAAGAACGAAAAAGAGGAAAAAGAAAACCGUAUUCUAAUUUAGUGUGGUCACAAUGGUAACAGCCUCACUGCAGUAUGUCACUAGCGUAGAGGAAACCCAUACUCAGCCAAAAAGUCUCAUGUGUACUUCAAUCUCAGUUCAGAAAUAGUAGGAGAUGCUUAAUUAUAAGAAUGAACAACGCAUAGAACCCCCAUACAGGCGCUUUAGCUCUGCUUUCUUAUUAUUUUUGACCAUAUUCGCAAUGCGCAGCGGCAUCAUCUAAACGGUAAACUAUAAGCUAUAAACCCUGCGGCGACUUGUGACGACAAGCACUGAAAUCGCUAAUUCUCAGACAUCGAGUUUAGCAGUUCUCGUGAAGCUUCCCAUACUUCAACGAAAACGGAAAGGUGUGGGUCGAAAAGUAAGAAGUGGCGAAGGAAAGAAGCCAUCUCGCUAGCGUCUCAGCAGCGAGCAACGACCGCCCUAGAACGAUUCUCGGAGCAGCAUCUAAACUCUGGAGAAUCGCGCACACUAGUAGCGACGUUUCCGGACGCUAAUUGAUCUUCGAGGUUAAACAAACUCGUGUGCAGUCGUUGACAGCGUUCGCAAACCAACCCGCAAGCGACACGACCUUGUCACCAGUCUCUGUCACAGGGCUUGUGGAGCAUGCCUGCCACUUCAAAGCUCGCGAAAUUGACAAGGACUAUAGGACUCUCGAACUGUGCGGUUUCGGGACGACAUCCACAAAAGAUUGUUGGUAGCAGCACCUUCGGCCUUCAAUCGAAAUGUGUAUCGAGUGCUCACCCUAAGCAAACCCUGUAUUCCAUGUAGGCUGAGUUGAGAAUUUGUGGGAAAGUGUCUCGCGCUAUUUACGCGUGUUCCGAAAAACCUUUGCCGUCGGGUGUAAGCUCCACAGUGGCCCCAAUACGCGGCCCGACGUCGUAUCCGGUCACUCGUGCACUGACUUGACGCGUACGCUAGGUCACAGCAACUGCGAACGGUUGUACGACUGUCUCGCAAAAGGCCCGAGACGCAAGCGAAUGGGAAACGUCGGAAGCAAACGCAUUGGUGAGAAGCAUGCGAGUCAUAGAUCGUUGUGUACCUCAACUUUUGUACACGCCUCUUCCUGCAAACACGAUUGUUUGGACUCCAAUAUACAGCGUUUCUUGUGUAGUUUCGUUUUCUAGCAUUCUUUAUAGCCGAGCCCGCGUGCACAAGCGGCGUUUUCUUUUUCUUUUUUCUUUUUGAAAACUUUAUGUGUUUUACUACAACGACACGUCAUUAGUGUUCACAGCGCGCUCGACUCUAAUGUGCCCUGAUCUGUACUUUGUGAACACAGAAUCCUGCUGUCUUGUUCAGGGAAAGCUGAACUUCCAUGCUUAGACUUGUCACAUACGUAAGACAGGGAUGUUAAAAAAUUUAACUAGUAUAUUUUCGUGUUUGUGUGAGCGUGUGUGCGAGUAUGCUUGAGCGUUGAUGCUGCUGAAGUAUACUUAAGAGACACUGAUGUCCAGAAUUUAUUGUUUCAUGUUUAAAUGACACAAAUUAGCACAUACUGCAAGGCCUCUUACGCUCAUACGCCCUAAUUCUUGUUUCCGUCCAGCACCGUUGGAAGCUGUAGAAAGCGCUAGCUCAACUUUAGGCACUUGAAUAGGUUUAACUGAGAAACAAUAUUAAUGUAUAGUGAUGCUACAUUCAUGCCUAUUUUAAUGCUACAUCGAAAUAAAAAAAGCAAAACGCCACAGAUACGGUCAGUGAGAUGCAAUUAGCUACGCAAACAUCUCAACAGUCACAAAAAAAAAGUAGAUCAAAUCGUAUAUGUAUACAUCCUCCGCACUGGAAGUAUGUAGUCUGCAGCUGCGGACAAGUUCCAACACGCUUAUUUAUUGCAGACAUGAAAAUAUUUGUAAGCACAGCCUGUAUCCAAGUAUGAAUCAAGCUGAGCUCUUGUGAGUGUUACAAAACGUGGUCGAAAAAAAGAAGGUUUAAAGCAGUACACCGUCGUGAAGCGCUUAACUGCGUUAUACUUUUUUUUUUCUUGAUUGCCAGAAAGUUCAUGUCUAUUGCGGCAAUCCAUGCAGUGAAGUCAUGAUACCUCACUUUUUUUUUUUUUUUUACUGAUACUGGAACGUUGAUUUACGUUAAUAGUGCUGUCCUCGCUUUCCUUUCUAUAUAGUUUUUUUCUUCUCUUCAUACGUUCUUUUUUUUUUCGUUCUUUCUCGGCUUGGUGUAGCUGAGCGCACAUGUGUGUGGAUACCUCCUUAUUUCCGGUUACGUCUACCUUCUUAAGCAAGUAUGAGUGCAUCUUCUUGAGUAUCUGUCCACUGUAAAAUACCACAUCACAUUGUUGAACCGAAAACUUCAUCGCGAGGCCACGACAAGAGCACAACACCGAGAAUAUAAGUUUUGCCAAACUUGAGUAUAUAUAUAAAUGAAACAGUGUGAACUCGGCGUGAACUGGUGCAUUGCAUAACUUAUAUGUCCAAAUAUGUGGCGUCUCACAGCGGCCGGUUUAGCUUCAAUGCAUUUGUGCCAGCCUGUGUGAACGAGGGGAGAAAAGGCUUCGAUCGUUCCAAGAGUAGAAGCUCGUCGACGAGCGUGUUGGCGGAAAUGUGUAAACCAACGUGGCCAAAGAAUUGCGCUACGCAGUAGGUGUGUACGCCCCAAGCGUGUUAACCACUUGCUUUAUGUGGGUGCUGCGUAGACCUUUAUGAACGGUGAAAGAAGAAAAAGAAUGAAAACGAGUAAACACCUUGUAUAACUCGACAAAACACACACAUGCGGAAGAUAUACGGAGAGAGGUAUGAGACAAAGACUGUUGUCGAUACCCCAACAGGUGUAUUUCUGGAGAAAAUGUGAAUUAACAGUGACGUGAGUGUGCGAUUGUGCUUUUUGUUUAUCUGUAUACUAAUGUACUUCUGCGCUGUGUCCCUCGAAUUAAUAAAGUGAUCUUGUAGAGUGGA